GAGAGAGAGCGGGAGAGCGCUCGGUGGGGGCCGGGAGCGGAGCGGGGCCGCCCUCCGCGCCCGCGUUCCCCCCUCAGCUCGGUGCCCGCGGCGGGGCGCGGCGGGGCGGGCGUGGCGGCGGAGCGGGGCCCGCAGCAGCGAGGUCUCCGCUCCCUCCCUCCCCCGGCGGCUGCGGGCCGGGCAGUGAGGCCGGAGCACCCCGCGGCCGGGGCGGGGUGGAAAUUUACCGGGUCGGUCCUCAGCGAGGGGCUCGGCAGGAGGCGGAGGGAGGGCGGGGAGCGGCGGAGCAUCAUCUGGCGGGGAACGCGAGGGACCAAAUGCCUGUGAGCAAGGGCGGCAGCCGCCACCGCCGCCGAGAGAGCAGCGAGCCGCGGCGCGGCGGCAGCGGCAGCCCCGCUCCCCCGGCGGCGAUGGCGGCGGGCGGCGGCGGGGCUGAGCGGAGCUGAGCCGGGCCGAGCCGAGCCGGGCCGGGCCGGGCCCCCCGCCCGCGGCUCCGCAUGGCGCGGGCCUGAUGUGGGAGCGCGGCCCGGAGCCGCGGCGGCGCUGCGGGAGCAGGAGGAGGAUGGCGGGGCUGCCGUGGAAGUGGCCGCGCACCCGCCUGCCUGUGGGCGCCAGCGCCCUGGGCGUCUUCGUCCUCUGCUGGCUCUACGUGUUCCCCGUGUACCGGCUGCCCGACGAGAAGGAGAUCGUGCAGGGGGUGCUGCUGCAGCAGGGCAAGGCGUGGAGGAGGAACCAGACUGCGGUCUCCCUGUUCAGGAAGCUGCUGGAAGAAUGCUGUGACCCUGGGCAGCUCUUUGCUAUGACAAAGAUGAAUUCCCCCAUGGGAAAGAACCUCUGGUUUGAUGGGGAAUUUUUAUAUUCUGUCACAAUUGACAAUGCAACUUACUCUCUCUUCCCACAGGCUACUCCCUUCCAGCUGCCACUGAAGAAAUGUUCCGUGGUGGGAAACGGUGGGAUCCUGAAAAAGAGUGGCUGCGGCAAACAAAUAGAUCAAGCAGAUUUUGUCAUGCGGUGCAACCUUCCUCCUCUGUCCAGUGAAUACAGCAAGGACGUUGGAUCCAAAACCCAACUGGUGACUGCAAACCCCAGUAUCAUUCAAAAAAGGUUCCAGAAUCUGCUGUGGUCCCGAAAAGCCUUUGUGGACAGCGUGAAGGUCUACAACCACAGCUACAUCUACAUGCCAGCCUUCUCCAUGAAAACGGGGACAGGACCCUCCCUGCGUGUCUACUACACCCUGGAGGAUUUCGGUGCCAAGCAGGCUGUCCUGUUUGCCAACCCCAACUUCCUGCGGGACAUCGGCAAGUUCUGGAAGAGCAAAGGGAUUCACGCCAAACGCCUUUCCACGGGGCUCUUCCUGGUCAGCGCUGCCCUGGGGCUCUGUGAGGAGGUGACAAUCUACGGCUUCUGGCCCUUCUCAGUGGACCUGCACGGGAAGUUUAUCAGCCAUCAUUACUAUGACAAUGUCCUGCCUGACUCCGGGUUCCACGCCAUGCCCGAGGAGUUCCUGCAGCUCUGGUUCCUUCAUAAAAGCGGUGUGCUGAGAAUGCAGCUAGAACCUUGUGAGGACCCUCUAACCCAGUCCUCAGCCUGAGGAUCAAGGAGUCACUUUGGGAGAUCAAUAGUUUUUAAUUGCCGUGCUCUCCAACAGAGAGUUCUGGUUUAUGUUGGUUGUUUUUAAAGGGAUCUGCAUGGACCGUAAAAAUGCUACGUGAAGGCCAAAUGGAAUAUGUCCUUAUUGUUUAGUGCGUUAUGGAACUGGGAGGGGAUGAAAUGUGUCUCUCCAUCAAGUCCAUUCAGCAGUGGUGGGAAAAAAAUGUCAGAAGCAGCACAGCGGAACUUUCCAGGGAUGUCUUUAAGUGACAAGUGUAAAAAGGGCAUUAAGGCUCAGAGAGUCAUCGGGCCACUCAUAAGCUUUUGCUGACAGUGCCAAAUAUGACUAUCUCUUCCAAAUUCCAUUUCAUUCCAGAUCAGCACUCUGUGGAACUUUCCUUUUCCUGUGCUUUUCCCCUCUAUUUGGGGGUGUGUGUGUGUAGAGCAGCAUGUGUGUGUCAUUGACUCCUUGUUUCUUUUUCUUUUAUUCCUGAUGUGUCGCCCCCUCCCCUGAGGAAGGAAAAGUAAGGGCUUAAAAGCCCAAGGAGCUGAGCAUCAUCAGCUCCUCUGAAGACUCUUGUGAGAGUGAAGGUGCUAAGAAUCUGGUUAGAAUGUCAUAGGAAUGCCUUGCUGCUGGGGAUGGAUAGACCUAUGUGUUGUAGGUAUUAUCAGGAUGGUUCAGGUUGCUGCACUUAGAGCUGUGCCAGUGCUGUACUGUGGGCAAGAGCUGGUUAAGGCAAAUUUCUGAGAAGAAAGCAUGUUACAAAACCAGCAGUGAAGUGCAGCCUGGUUUCAGUGACCCGCUGCAAGAUUUCCGCAGUGACUUUCAUAGCAGGGAUGGUUCCUGACCUGUUUUUCUGUCCAGCCUUAGGGAUUAAUUCUGUAUUCAUUUGGACUCCAGAUGUUCAUGGACUGUUGAGGGUAUUUGAGGGGUUCAGUGGAAUGUAGAAUGAGGUUCUUCAUGUGCUUAUAGCAGGAAAAUUGCAGAAAUGAAUGUAAGUGUCAUUUAAAAUGAGUCGAAGCUUUGAAAAUCGUUUUUCUGUGUGUGACUUGCUCUUCUGCUUGGAUUGUAACGUUAGCCUUAAAGACUUGUACUUCUCACACGAGAUCGUCUCUGCUUAAAGAGAGUCUGGGAAAUAAAACAGCCUUUGGGAGCACCGAAAAGCUGCACAGCCAGCAAGAAAAAGGAAAAAAGAGAAGGGCAUGCCUGAUGCAAGGCAGCCCUGCUCGCAGCAGUGAAUCCUGUCAGUGUGCACAGUGCCUGAAGGACUGUUUUAUUUUGGGUUAUUACUUGGGCAGCAGAUGGUCCUCUCACUGUGGAAAUGAGAAAUUGUUUUGUUUGUUUGCUUUGGUUUAGCACUGGAGGAAAAGAGGAGAAUCCCAGCUCUGUCUGCAGUGCAGUUUAAGCUGCAAGAUGUUGCCACCAUUAACUUGAAAAAUCCAGAUCAAUCUUCUCUUUCUUAUUAUCUUAUUACUGAAAAUCUAGUCAAGGUGUUGGAACAACAAAACUGUCAUCAACUUUCCACCACAACUUCCUGUGCUGUUCUAGCUCCAAAGUUCUAGUAUUUUGGGGGAUUUGUCUUCUCAAGUGUUGGUAAGGUCUCUCCUUAUAGACUACCAGCUGCAAGUUCUAUAGAUAUAAAUAAUUUUUUAAAACAUGAAAUCCAUGACUCUUCUUUAAAUAUGAAUAGUUCAACACUCUGUGUAAGAAACUGGGGAAAAAUAGUAAUGUUUUUCUUUUUAAACCUAUGUUUCAUAAUAAAAAUUUUCCUUUGGAAUAUGGAUAUUCCAAGCAUAAAGUGGGCACUGUUUUGUAGGAUGACAGGGCAAUGCUAAAGGGUAAUGUGGAGAUUUUGGAGUGUUCUAGCUAUUGUUCUGAUAGAAUCUGAAUGUACCUCACAGCCCAUGUUACCUUUGUCCAUGUUUUCAUUAAAAGUACAGUCAGCACACUGAUAGAACAUCACCUGAUAAUUCAUUCUGUUUCAUUAGUGCAUUAUCUAUGAUGUGGGGACUCGGUGAGGAAGGAUUUGAAAGUAAAAUAUUUUCCUUUCUACUUGUUAUGGCAGAAUUUGACUGAGCUGCCUUUCUUGGAGACAAGGAGGUGCCUGUAUGGUUUUUAUUGGGUGCAUCAAGCUUGUGCUUUUGAGUGCUUUAUAGAUGACGUUGUCUGUGAAACAACAGUUGGAACGCGGUGUGCUAGAGAUGGCACGUCAGCAGGAUGAAAGCAUUUCCCUGAGAGUGGGAGGGAACGAGGAGAGUACGGGGGAACUGCCUCUUUGCUGGUCAUCUUCUGGUGUUUUUACCAGUGCUUAGGAAUUCACUUCUGAACCGCUCUUACAGCUCUCCAACCCCUUGGCAAUUGUUUGUUCUGUGUGUUGGGAAAAUAACUGGAUUAGAAGAACUAGUGUUUGUGUAGGAAAAUUCUGUCCAGUGUUUCCUAAUGUCUGGCUUGUUCAUGUUCAGCCGGUGCCCUGGAUAUCUGGAGGUGUUGUGUUCCCCACCUCUGUAGGACUGAACCUGAGGCCUUUGUGAGCCCCUUCUGGUGUCUGCAGUCCUGAUGUUUGCUAGGAGAUAGCUUCCAAGGAACUAUGGGGGCAGGAGGCACCCCGGCUGUGUGUGAUGCGCGGCUGAUAAUGGAGAAAUCCAUAGCGCUGGCUCUGUUCACAUCUACGUACAGUGAGUGUAACUGGCGUGCACAGUACAAAGGCAGCCACAUUUGAUGAGGAAGUGAUGGCUUCAAGGGUAAACAAUUUUCUCUAACUUCCAGAAUACUGACUGCUGAGAAGAGGAGAGAAACAAAAAUAAAUGCAACUUUUGAGAGGCAAAAAUCUGGUUUUGCUGACUUAUCAGUCCAUGGAAACAUUGGCCAGCAAUCAGCCUUUUGCUCAGCAGGUGAAAAGGGAUGCAGGAGAGCACUGCAAGUCUUCUGUGGCAAGAGCAGUCAAAAAGGCAAAACCAAGUAGCUGGGAACGUAAGAGUGGCUGUUACCUGAGAAAAUGUUGGAGUGAAGGCUCUGCAUCCAUGUGCAGUGUGGAGCUUGCCUUGGGGAUGUCUCUGUUAUUAAUUUUAUCAUAGAGCUGACAAGGGACAGAAGUGCUGGAAUAUUGCUCUGCCUGCAGAGCAAUCGUUGUCCAUGUUUGUAAGGUGAAUAAAUUAAAUACCUUUUCAAGAAAAGUAUGCACUGAAAUCCCUCUUGAUACAGUCCUUUCGGGGCUGUAUAUGUUCCUGAGGAAAUCAAGACCCAUUUUUGAACUUGUGACAAAGCUAUGUGAAACUUUCCCUCCUUGUUGAUUAGGAAGCCUUUUGGAGCUCUUUCUAGAUCAGACAAGCAAAACAGAGACCAGCAAAGCAAAAUCCUAGAGAAGGGAGUGGGAGGCAUGCUCAUAAGAAUAAAAACAUCUCUAAUUUUGGCACAGAACUUUGUUACAGUGCGAAGAACUCUUGCUCACGAUUAUUGUGUUUUUAUAUUAUAGCUGGAAUGAAGAUAACAAGUUUGGUGUGAGGCAGCUUCUAAAGUCAAAGGUCUAAGCCUCUGUUACAGCUGAAUUUUUCCAGAAUAUGGAAAUAUUGGCUGGAUUUUUGACUUGAGUACUUUCAUCUUUUUGUUAUUUUCCUCAAAAAUCUUGUUUUCUAGGCCGCUGAGUUAGCAAUCUGUGAGAGCUGAAACUAAGCAAAGUAUCUGCUUUUUGAAACUUAGUAUCCUGAAAUGUGUUAGUUACAGAAAACCACUCCUGGAACCAGCUUCAUGAAUACUAACCUAGUAUCAAGCUCACCCUUGCCUGCAAUUAAGGCGUAAGGGAACUUUUUAUCUAGAAGUGAGGAAAAUGAAGGAGGUGACAGCAAUCUCACCAUUUGCUGUCUCUCUGACUCUUCUUCAGCUUAAUAGAUUGGUAAGUUUUGGAAGAAGUCCAGGUUAUAGGAAGAACAAGCUGUUUUUUUCUGCUACUCCCAUCAAAACACAGAUAUAAAAUGGACUAACCAGCUGCUGUCUUGAAUCAGGGCCUCCUCCUUCAAAAGCUCACUGGGUGGAGUUUCCAUUAGCUGAUUCUUCCAGGUAAGCAGAAUUCAUCAGGCUUUGUCCAGAAAUGCCUGUUCCCUGUCUACAUGAUUGUUUGAGGGGUAUUCUGGGUACUGUAGCCGUCCAAGUGUGCAGUGACCUCCUCUUAAUGUGGACUUCUAUUUCUGCCCCAAGCCAUCAUCCUAAAGGAUCUCUCUUCCCUGUCCUUCCAGAUGACCAUUCCUUUUGGAGAUAGAAGUGUGAUUUUAAAAAUCCUGCCAUAGGGCGGCUAAUAUGUUUUGUGGUUUGAACAAGUGUUUCUUUUAAACUGUUGACAUAUCCACCAAGAGCUCAAAAUAGCUCCAAAUAAAAAAUACAUCUUCAGCCAGGUGUUGGUAAUUCCCUCUCUGGAGAAGAGAAAGAGGAUAGAAGGAUGUGUUUUUCAAGGCAAUUGGUGUAAAAUAAUACCUGUUGCCUUGAAUUUCCAUAUUUUAUCUCUUGGAAUCUAUCAUGUGUUUGACUUUUUUGCAGUUUCUGAACAGAACAAUUAGUAAAAAACUUAGAGUUCUUUUUGUUAAAUAUUAACAAAUUUGUUUCCAUAAGUGGAAUGCAAAGAGCCAACAAGAGGCUUAACCUGUCUUCCCUGGCUAAUAUUUUUUGGCAGCAGUGAGAACUUAAACAGCUACUCAUUCCUCUCUGAUUAUUCAUUUUCAUCAGUUUUUAUUGCAGCAGGCUGAGCCCUGGUGUAUUCAGCCUCUUCAGCCUAAUGCAUGCAUGUGCUUUAGAAUGAAUUUCGCUCUGCUUUUCAGCUGUUACAGUGAGGGGAAGAAAUGUGUUGCUAAUUGAAAAUGCUUGGUUUGGUGCAGCCAGGAGAGAGGCGCUGCCAGAUUCAGGCUCCUCCUGGCCGUUCUGAGUUCUCUGCAGGACUGUGAAAACACUCCAGCUGUGGCUGAGGCCCAGCUGUGCAGGACAGAGCAGGGGCUGGAGCUCUUCCCACGCUGGAGAAGGCUGGUUGUUCCUCGUAGCCGCCUCUGCGGCAGUGCCCAGCAAUGCCCCCCUGCCUGGGCUCAGCGCCAGGGCAUGCAGCUCCAUGACCAGCUCAUGCCCCCAGGCAAUUACCCAUGGCAUGGUAGGCCCUGUCCUGCUUCACAGUCAGGAGCGCUGGGCUUGCUGGGAGUGGUGGUAGCUCAUCCCUUUGGAGACCAGCCUGCUCCUAGCAGCGCUUGAGAUCCCUGGCAAGUCUCAGGAAGGCCCAUUAAAGCUGCAUCUUUAAUUAUUGACUGUGUAUCCCUCUGCUGUGGGGGUCAGCUUUCUGCUGAGCUGAGUAUUUAUCCUGUCUGGGGCCCUCUAAAGCAAGGGAAUCUUUAGCACUCUGACUAUGUGGAAAUUCCUGUGUUGCAGCCUUCAUCUUCCAAGUUAAACCCUUCUUUUCCCCUUUUAUCCUGGAUUUAACUCCUGAGAGUGACUCCAGAGUGAGUUCAAGAAAGCAGCGCCACUAGAACUUGUUCUCGGUUUAUAGAAAAGAUGGUUUUCAAUAAAACACUGGAGUACCUUUUGGACAGUUCCUUCUGAUUUCUAAUUGCAUAUUCAAUUAAUUGUUUCAGUCAGAUGGGACCCAUAGCAGAGACGAGUUGCAUCAUUUUCUGUUAAUUGGAAGGAAACAAUUACAGAACUUUAUUACAUUUAAAGCUGAAUUCUUAUCAACAGCUUAAGGAAUCUUCCUUCUGCAGGAAGCUUUGUUAUAGGGUGAUUAUCUUGAUAAUAAAUGAAAAUUCUUCACUGAAAAUAAAUGCAUAAUCUGGAGUACUGAGACACCGAUUUGAGUGUCUACUCAGAUGUCUCCAAAGAUUUUGCUGUUCUGCAAAAGUGCCAUCAUCACAACUUAUUUUUUUCUUUUGUGCAUGUGUUCUUAUAGGAAAUGUUUGAAAUUUUUUUUAUAAGCCCUCCAUGUGCUGAAAAUAAACACCACUUCAUCAGGAACACAAGUUUCUUUUCAGGUACCCAUCGUAUGCAGAGUAAAACUGCCAGGAGAUGUCCAGUUUUCAGGAAAAUGCUGCUUUGGAGUAGUUUGGCAGGACUCCUUGGAGCACGUGAGUUGACUGCUGCCUCUUGAGCUGUAGAGUUUGGACAGAUGAUACAGAGUGUGCUGCACUGACAGAAAAAAAAACAAAAAGAAAAGGUAUUUUAGCCGCAGCUCUGCCUGCUUGAUGUCUCCCACUGUGGAGAGGGCCCUUCAAGGACUCUGAUCCUACACAUCAGUCAUGUGUUGACUGGUUUUAAAGGCUUGGGCUUGGUACUGAAAGCUACAAGGAGCAUGGAAAUGCCUGGGAAUUAUGUCCUUUAGUGUAUUAUCGUUUGGUCACUGCAGGGUUUGGCCUGUUACAAAACAUAGACAUAAAAAUCAUUUUAUCUGAGUAUCCAGAGGCCAUCUUACCCGAGUGUGAGACUUGCAUGUAGGAGGAGGUCACUGGAAGGUGACUGCCUUAUGCUGCAGAGUGCAGAAACCACUGUGGUUUUAUUUCUGUCAAUAAUGAAAUCCCCACUGAGGUAAUAUUGGAUUAGGUCAGCUUUCAGUGCUCUUGAAACUCCCACUCCAUAAGCAUUUCCAGUAAUUGUUCCAUGCAAAGGCAGAAACAGGAGAUUUUCUUUUUCUUGUUCACACGUCACCUUGCAUCGAAAAUGGAAGAAAAAGUCAGUCAGAGCUCUUCCCCUUUCAAAGGGCUCUGAGGACUCCCUUAAUAAUAGAUAAGCACACAGUUAAAUAAAUAUAAAUAAAAUAGCCUGAAGUUCAUAGCUCAAAUGCUGGUCAGUAUCUUGAAUAAUUAUUUUCAAAUCAUUUAGAGGAAAAAAUUGCAAAUAUUUUACAUGUGAAAAAUAUUCCCCUCCCCCUCUUUUUUUUCUCCUAAAAUGUACUAAUAACUAAAGAAACCAUGUUAAAAGAUAUGGGAAUUUUCCCUGGUUUCCAACUUAUUCUGCACUUCAAGCUUUGUAUUAAAGUCCAUACUUCUGUAAAGCUUCCAAUUCUAGAUUGUCCCAUAUGGUGUCCAUAGACUAAAAAAAAAAUCAUUUAAAAACCUGGAAAAACCAAAGAAAAGACAAAAAAAAUUGUACUCCAAAUGUAGGAAAAAAAAAAAAAAAGCAAGCUCAGGACAGAUUCAGCUCUCCUGAAACCUCUGUAUAUGUGCUGCCAUUUAGUAGUGGUGGCCAAAGAAGUAGGCAAAGAUGAGAAAGGAGAUGAAUGCACAAAGGACACAGUAUUUCUGGUUAAGAUAAAGGGAUGGAAGCACAGGUUUGAAUGCUUGGAACCCAGAGUUGUUAAUUGAUGUUAGGUCUUUAUUCUUUUGCUUUUCUCUCUCAGUUCUCAUUGUACUGGGGUGAAACUUGCCCUGUUCACAAGUUGCUUAAAAUUUUCUCUGCACUACACUGAAGUUUCCUCUGGCCCUAAACCCAAAAAAUUACCAGAGAAGCAAAAACCACUUCAGGUUUAUCAGUAUUUGUAUGCAGCAUUUUACAUCUUCCCAGUACUAAUUACUCUAUUAACUCAUAAUUAAAUGAAGUAGUGGAAACUACUGCUUAUCCCAGAGUUUUGAAGUCUUUCUUCCUGUGGUGAUUUCUCUGUUAGGUGAAUGGGCAUUGCUUUUAGCUCAGGUGUUGUGAGAAUUAAUUAACUCAUGCUUGGCAAUUAAAGUGAAGAAAACACAGAAAUUUUAUUGAGCUUAUCCGUUUUGAACAAUGAAAACAAGCAAAUGAACUUCCCUUUUUAUCUGAGUGAAUUUAUGCUUUUGUGUUAAAAUCCUCUGCCAUUGUUAGGAAGUACAAUAGGAACAUUAUGUUUAGGGAACACCUGGAUUGCAGGAAGCUGUGCAUUUAUAAAGAGAAAAUAAGGUUUUCUCCUCUCAGCCACACCCUUCAAUUUAUAAACCAGAUUCUCUGCUCUCUUUCACUGUUCUGACUCAAUCAAAUCAAUAGAAUUGCCUGGAUUUUAACUAGUUGACUGGUCUCAAACCUGAGGGCAUUCAUCCUUUGAAAAUUUGAAAUUAUUUUAAAGCACUGUCAGAUUAUGAUACUUAGUCCAAUAUCAUAAUUCUGUAAUCUACCAAUUCUUUUUUCCCCACAAGUAUAGGCCUUGAGCAGUUUUUGCUGUUCGUUGGUUGCUUUUGUAAGGCAAAUAUCUCACUGCAUUUCAAACUUCUGCCACAUAAAGGCAUCUCAGGUUGAAAUCCAGUCAUGAUCUAUGUCAGGUCCUUGUCUCAUGGAAGUGAUCCAUGAGCUGCUCCAUUUGUCAAGUGCAUUGGAUGAGCCAAGUGAAAAUGAAAAAAGGAUUUUUCUACACUGGCAAGCUUCACCAUUCAUUGGCUGUAACUGGGAAUUGGAUUUCCUCAAUUUAUUAUUCUUGAUGGAUCUGAUGUCUGCAAGGGUUUCCACUCAUCAAAUAAUUUUGUUAGAUUUUAUUUGAUGGAAUGGAAUGAUCUUUUCCCCCUGCUUUUCUACUGCAAUUCUUCUUUUCUGAUAGUGUUUGCAAAGAAGAAAUGCUUCUUUCUUCUCUCUUGUUUUUUAAAAUGACAAUUUAUAUCUAAGGCAUUAUUCUAAUCUCAAAUGCUGGUUUUCUUAAAAAAGUUGGUCUCACGCUUUUUUUCUGUAUUGGGCACAAUAUUUUCUUCUUGUAACAGUACUUAUGUUUUCAAUGAUGAAAUCUCAACAAAUUAUCUUCCUCUUUAAAAACUGAAAGAUUGUCUGGCUUUCAUAAACCCCAGUUUAUGAAACUGUCAAGUGUCUUUGGGUUUUAUCCUAAAUUGAACAUAGUUACAUUUUGAAUCUUUGGUAUAUCUUAGUACACUCAUACUCAGGUGUCAAUAAAAUAGAAAUUUAUUUCCAAAAUAGGUUUCAACUUCAGUUAAAAACAAGGAGUUUUCCCCUUAAUAAGGGCCUGUAACUGCCAUGAUGAUACUGAUGCCUUAAAGAACCUAGAAAGAAAACAACACACUUUGGAGAUAAUGUUAGUACAGGUAUUAUAAAGGCUGGUCUUUAUUGGAGGCCUCCAGGGGCGGACAUGGAAAAUGUCCACAAAAUGCCCACACCCCUGCCACGGGCUGAAUGCAGUUUUCUAAGUUUAGCAAAUAGCAUAAUUGACAAAAGUCACCAAUUAGAGACAUAAGUGGCGAAGCAGUUUCUCCCAGUUGAACCCUCUCUGAAUCCUGCCCCCUUCCCCUUAGAUGGGAACUAAACUUUGUUUAUAAAAAUUAAUCUCCAGGAGCUGGUCUCCGCCUUGGUUCCUAGGGAGAACCAAGAUAGGAUAGAGGCAUUGGAAUGUGUUUUGUCUUUCUGCCCAUCAGGGAAAUGUACUGGGGAAACUAGAAUACAGUAAUAGGCUGCAGAACUACAAAUAGAUGUGUAAAGAAUGCUGAGAAUGUAUAUAAAAGGAAAGAGGUAAAAAUCAAUUUGGCAUCAUUCCCCCCUGUUUUUAGAGGCUAACAAGACUCUAUUUUGUCUAGUCUGUACUCCAUAUUUAACCAGACCCGUGUAUCAGGCAGCCAGCUAUUAUUUAAAGAAUAACUACAGAUAUAAGUGGUAUGAACAGUUCCUUUUAUCCAGGCCCAGUUCCAUAACCAUGAGGCCAGAAUGUCAAAGAUAUAUUCAAAGUUCAGUGGGCCUUCUGAAAGCUACCUGAUGUAGAAUUUGAGUUUGCUUUCAAAUUUGAACCAAAUCCUUAAUAAUUCUUCCACUCUGAUCUACAUAAGAACAACAACCAAUGUUAAUGAUUUUGCAGCUAGUAGGAAAUUUAGAGUCAUUGUUUUGUAAAACUAUACCAGACAAAUCAUGGACUUCUUCUUGUGGGGCCGAAAUUACAUCUGAAAUUUGCUAUUCAAUGUGUUCAAUAAUCCUUACUGUGAUCAAAUAUUAUGUUUGGAAUUACAGCCCCAUGGGCACAGGCCCAAUCUUUAUCAAGGGGCAAAACUUACCAGACCGAAUUUUCACAUAUGCAACAUCACCCUGCCAAGUUGUUCUUAUGAAGAGCUUUUGGAUACAUUUUGGACUAAAGCUGCAUGCAAAUUUUGGGACCAAAUCUGCACCAUGCUUACCAGCUGUGUAUACAAUCUGCACAGAAGAACCAUUUAAAUAACAUAGUCCUGAUUUCUAUCAGUCUCUGUUUUCCAGUUGCUUCAGGGGAGAGGUCUUUGGAGCAGUGAAUUCAGGGUUCCCUGCCAGCAACCCUGGCUUGAGUGAGAGCAGUCAGGACUUUGAAUGGUCCUCUCCACUUAGCUUGGAGGGUAACUGUCCCACCCCUUCACACAGACCCAGUCUCCAGACUGGGGCAGGGCAAAUGUGUCCAGUCCUGUUGGGCUGGGUAACAGUGGAACUUAAAGCUAACCCUAACCCCAAGUAAUAAAAACAUUCGGCACCAAUACAAGCAUUUUUUGUUUUAAUUUUAUGUCUCAUGGAAGUUAUAAGGACUUCUAAACUUUUUUGGUUUUAUGCAUGUCAGACACCUGGCUUUAACCUGUGUUAAUGCUGUUUCCAUCUGGCUCUUUCUGAAAGCUCCAGAGAAAAGCAAGCAAACAAAGACACCGAGGAAAUGGAAGGUGCCUUGCUGUGAUGUUUUUCUAGAGCAGCACAUUGCUCUGAUAAUGAACUGUGAAAUGUAGCAUGUGGAUGAUGAUGAAUGUAAAAACUUGCAUGUCUUGUUAUGUGAAUGUUGUCUCCCUGAGAUGGAUUAUUAGUAUGGGCUCCGUGGUGUAAAAAUACUGAAAAGAGAAGGGAAGUGGAAAGAAGGUACUUCUAGGGGGUUUUGCAGUGGACCACAUCCCCUUUUGACUGCUUUUCCUUCUCAGAUUUGGUAACAUGGCCCUUACCAUUAGGAUAGUAAUAAAACAAACUGCUCUUUUCCUAAAGUUAAAUCUGCUUCUUUCCAGCACAUCUGAGUUGUUCCCAGGCGCGGUUCACGGGGCUGCCCUGGCUGGGAGAUCAGUCAGGCUCAGUGGUGAUGCCACGUGUUCCCUCAGCUCACAUCCUGCAUCUGUGCCUGUGCCAGCAGAUAACUCACUGUGGUUUGUUACAUUUUGUGCUUGUGGCUAGAAGCUGCAGUGCAAACUAACUCUGAGAAUUCCCUUCCAUUUCUUGUAGGCACAGCCACUUGAAAGGAACUCGGGGAACUUGGGCAAGUUUUGUGCUCGACCAGAACAGAAAUGGGCCAGGCAAAGGUUUUUCAAAAUUGUUAAUUUUGCAUUUACCUCACGGAGGUAUUUAGGAGAAGUCAGUGAUUUCACAGGGCACCAAUAUGUCUUGGAGUUGCAGACAUCCUGAAUAUGGGCCCUGCCAGGGGACCAGGGAAUAUCACUGGGUUAUCCCAAGUCCCUGGUGUUUGACCUUGGGAACAGACUAUGUUAUCUGAAGGCAAGCAGCCCAGGAAGCACUGCGUGGAAGCUUCUGUUGGCUUCUCCCUGUAGCUGCAAGGUGCUGGCUGUCACCCUCCCUGAGCUACCAUCUGCACAUCUCGGGCCUCCUGCUCUGGAGCUGCCUCUGGCUGUGAGAUGGGGCAGGGGCAGUGCUCAGGGAAGUGGUGCUUGGAUCCGUGGUGCCACCAAAACUUCAACGGGUGUUGGCAAGGAGCUCAGUGUUGGGAUAAAACAAGCUGGUUUGGGAUCAGUCUGUGGUUUUCAGGACUGCUGGCAUGCAAAGCCCUGGCAGGACAGACACAAGGCUUCUCCUGGCUCUUUAGGGACGGGGCACAGUUGCCAUUUUUGCUCUCUGACACAAUAUUCUCAAAGGAGCCGUGUGAUGUGGGAUGUCAGUGUUAGCUGUUAAAUUCUAGUACUUUUUGCAUUCCUUCUUCUCUUGCCCAGUUUAUUGAAAAAAUGUGAUGGUAAGUGGUAGUUUGAUGUCUUGAGGUGAUUUUGAAGUAGAUAAGCAAACCAUUAUGCCCCUGAGAUUGCAUAACUCCAUGGAUUUGUUAUACCUCCAGUGCCCAGUGCGUAAUAUUUAUUGCCUCAUUUCUGAUGUGUGUAAGCUUUACAGGCUGGAUAUCGUGUCCAGAUGAUAGGAGCACUUGGGUGAACAUCUCAGAUCAUUGGUUUUUUGGCGUGCUCAGGGGCAAAGGUACUUGUGUGGAGUGUAUUAAACUUCCCAAAGUGUGGUAUUGUUCUGAGUCUUGUGAUUAGGGCUUCGAUCUAAUUCACUCUCCAAUGUAGCAAAUGUUUGCUGUCAGCCAACACUAUUCAAGAACUAAGGGAAUCUCUUUCUUUGCCCUGCAAUAAUGUAUUUUCUAUGAUUAUGUCAGUAGAAUUUGUUCAUUUUUCAAGUACUGUGCAGUGCUUCUUUGAAGAAUGUCCCUUUUUCAGGUGGUUUCAUGGUGACUGUGCCCCAAAAUGUCUAGAUGUCUCUUAAUAGCAAAAAUUGCUUUGUUAUUGAAUGUAUUAUUUAUUAACAGUAUCUUGUCUUUUUCUAGUUGCAUUUUACAAAAUGUGCCACAAGCAUCUUCUGUGAUUUUUUUAUAAGGAAAGUCUUAUUUAUAAUGUUUGUGCAAGUGAUGGAAACAAAUAACGAUUUUAUAGUAGCCCAUGCCUUUUUUCAUAGCUGCAGAGUCUUAAUGAGCAUGAUCAGAAGGGACAGGCUCAUUGUUUCAUUUAAUCUUAAUGAAGUUUUUCAGAGUUAACUAUUAUGUUAUUCAUUAUUUAAAAUUCAUUAUCUUAACAAAUAAAUAUCACCAUUUUAAGAAAUGAAAA
Molecule: messenger RNA, 14307 nt
Organism: Motacilla alba alba
Lineage: Eukaryota; Metazoa; Chordata; Aves; Passeriformes; Motacillidae
Gene: ST8SIA1
Product: ST8 alpha-N-acetyl-neuraminide alpha-2,8-sialyltransferase 1
Exons: 5
Coding region: 512-1591 (359 amino acids)
Biological process (GO): oligosaccharide metabolic process; N-glycan processing
Molecular function (GO): alpha-N-acetylneuraminate alpha-2,8-sialyltransferase activity
Source: RefSeq, a predicted model, not a curated record